Molecule: messenger RNA, 822 nt
Organism: Penicillium taxi
Lineage: Eukaryota; Fungi; Ascomycota; Eurotiomycetes; Eurotiales; Aspergillaceae
Product: alpha/beta fold hydrolase
Exons: 1
Coding region: 1-822 (273 amino acids)
Source: RefSeq, a predicted model, not a curated record
AUGGAAUCUAUUUUAUCUGCACAUGAAAUAGGCGAAGGAUUUCCCAUUUUGAUCAUUCAUGGAUGGCAGAUGGAUGGAAAAGCUGAGUCGCUAGACUUCGAGCCGAUCUUCAACAAAAAAUCCGGUCUUUGUCGUAUUUACGUGGACCUCCCAGGAAUGGGCACAACACCUGCGAAUAAUGUCAAGGAUCUAAACAAUAUCUACCAUCGCCUGGUACAAUUCAUUGAUUCUAGACUUGGGAGCUCGAGAUUCCUCCUUGUGGGCUCAUCAUGUGGUGGCUACCUCGCACGUGCUCUAGCUCAAAAAUACAUUGAGCAAGUCGAUGGUUUACUAUUGCGUGUACCGCUUAUUGAGCCAAAAGACGACAUGCGCGAUCUCGACCCUUUCAAACCUUUGGUCGCAAACGAACAGGUCAUGUCGAAGCUAUCAGCUGAGGACAGGACGCUAAUUGGGAACUUCCUCGUUCAAACUCCUGCUUAUGUUAAAGCUUUAAAGGCAAAAUUCGAGGAUGUUUACAUUCCUGCGAAGGAAAUAUCAGAUAGUCAAGUGUUAGAUCCGAUCCGGGCAGAUCCACUUCGAUAUCAGUUGUCUUUUUUGCUAUAUGAUGAAAAUUCCAAGUUUUUUGCACCUACCCUUAUUGUUUGUGGGAGACAAGACGAGAGUGUGGGCUAUCGAGAUAGCCUUCGUUUACUAGAGCUCUAUCCGCGAUCAACUUAUGUUGUUCUAGAUCGUGGUAUGCAUGGCCUUCCUAUUGAUGAGACUGGUCUUUUUGAAGCUCUUGUCCGUGAUUGGAUAUUCCGGGUUGAUGAAUGGAGAGAUUAG